Molecule: messenger RNA, 2683 nt
Organism: Amphibalanus amphitrite
Lineage: Eukaryota; Metazoa; Arthropoda; Thecostraca; Balanomorpha; Balanidae
Product: E3 ubiquitin-protein ligase RNF168-like
Exons: 6
Coding region: 304-1953 (549 amino acids)
Biological process (GO): double-strand break repair
Cellular component (GO): nucleus; site of double-strand break
Molecular function (GO): nucleosome binding; ubiquitin-protein transferase activity; metal ion binding
Source: RefSeq, a predicted model, not a curated record
GGACAACUGAACCAAUACCACUGACAGAUACCACUGACAGAACAUCUGUUGACAGAUACCACUGAUGACAGAUACAGAUAGUUCAAGCUGGGAUAGUAACACCUUACGAUAUAGGCAGAUACGAUAGUAAGGCAUUAUGGCAGACGUCACACGAAGGGUUGCCAUUUGGCAGCGGCAGCUUGCAACGCAGGACAUUGCGUCUUUUCCGUGAACGGCGCUGAGCAGCCGGUCGCCGCCUGGCUAGGGCCGUCAGUCGCCAGCCGAGCCGCGGCUCGUCGAUCGCCGCCGAGUCUCGGUGCCAAGAUGAGCCGCCGCCGUCGUGGGGCGGUGGCGGCGCCAGCGGCAGCCGAGGAGCCCCUGACGACCGCCGCCGCUACCUGCCCCGUCUGUCUGAGCGUGCUGCUCGAGCCGGUGACCAUGCCGUGCCACCACACCCUCUGCAGGCCCUGUUUCGACUCGACUGUCGAACAGUCGGCCAUGUCGUGCCCCCUCUGCCGCACACGCAUUUCGGUGUGGCUGCGCAGAGCGCGCCGCGCCGGCACACUGGUAGAUGAGGCGCUAUGGGCCCGGCUGAAGACGACGUUUCCCGACAAGGUUCAGGCGAGACUGGAGGGACGCGAGGCAGACUUCUCCGAGGAAGACCUGGAGCCGGUGCCUCAGCUGCUCAGCGCCCCGGGAGAGAUCCGACGCGAGUUCGAGCAGCAGCUGGAGGCCGUUCGGGACGAGGAGGCCGAGAUCCGCAGUCGCUCCGAGCGCGCCAGUCGCGAGCUGAUCGAGCGCCUGGAGCAGGAGACCGCCGAGGAGGCGCGCAGGAGGCUGGAGCAGGAGCGCAGUGACGCCGAGCUGGCCAGAGGAGUGAUGCAGCAGGAUGAGGUGUUUCUGUCACCAGGUCGGCCGGCGCUCGCCGGUGACCGGCCUCGGCCCGGCGCCGGCGGCGCGCACCGACCCAGCAGCAGCAGCACGCCCCUGCGCGGCCCCAUGGACGUCUACAUCGGCCAGAUGACGCCCCGAGUCGGCGGCAAGCGGCCCGUGUCGCCCAUCCGGCCCCACGCCGCCGCCGGCGGUGACGAUGCUCCGCCCCCGGCCCUGGAUUCCACGCCGUCGCCGACCGGCAGCGGGAAGGAGAACAGCGAUCCGUCCGCCGCGGGCGGCCGCUGCAGCCCCCAGUCCUCCGGCAGCGGCGACAGCAUCCGGGCCGAGCUGCGCCACUUCAAGCCGAUCCGCUCCGCGCCGCGCACCCCGCCCAAGCGGCGGCCGGAUGGGGUGCUCGGCGCCCCGCCUGUGGUGCACGCCGUCGCUCGCUUCCAGGAGCGGCCCGAGGGGCCCGGCAGGACGGCCAGAGGACAGCGCGCCGCACGGGAGGGUGCCGAAGACACUGGCGCCGCGGGGGACAACGGGGAGAACGUCCCGGCGACGGCAGCGGGGAAACGACCGGCUGAAGAGCAACUGCAGAAACGGAAACCAACGAAACGUCGUCCGCCCCCGACUGCGGACGAGCUGGACGGAGACUCGCGCGAGCUGCCCGUCCUGACUCCGCCGCCGCCACCGGCUCCGGAGGCGGAGCACGACUCUGACUUUGACAUUGAUCUGGACUCGGCCGAGCUGCUGGAGCAGCAGCGCGAGGCUGAGCGCCGGCUGGCGAUGGAGCAGGCGGACCGGCGGCUGGCCGAGCAGCUGCAGCGCGAGCUGAACACCGUGCCGCCCGUGGACCGCAGUAAGGGCAGCGCAGACGCCUACAGUUUACGCGGGGCGGCGGGCGAACACUCGGGCACCCAGACUCGGUCGAGCGGACGGUCGACCGACCGAAGGCGACCGGCGGCGGCCUCUGGCGGGCGCAAACGGCCGGCGGCGGCACGGAAACAAACCAACCGCCGCGACCGGGCGCAGCUCUCCAUUCAGGAGAGCCUGAACAGAUCGCGAGUGUCGGCGCGCAGUGGAAGCCCGGAGUGGUAGUGAUGCGUGGCCCGGUGUGGCGAGGACUUCAGACCGCCGCAGGAACGGCUGAGCCGGGGGUGGUAGUGCCUUGUGGCUCGGUGAGGACAGACUGCGGACCACUACAUCGACGGUCUGGCCCCGUGAACGGUUUAGUGUGUGCCUUGCCCUACGUGACCUGGAGGGAUCGUCCCGGAGUUUGGUGACUGAACUGUCGCGCGCUGUAUCGCUACUGACCGACAAAGUGAGAUCGGAAGUUCCGCUUCGGUGCCGUUUCCGCACGCACCAUCCCGAUGUUACAGUACAAGAUCACGUUUAGUUCGUAGACCAAUUGAUUCAGAGUUAGCAGAUGAGCUGAGCUAGUGGUCUGUCUCGGUCUAGGGUAUUCGGUGCCAGCUUUCCCGGUGUGGUGUCCAUUCCACUAAAUGCAAUAAAACAGCAAACCAAGUCGCGGUUAUCUACUUGCAGUUGUUGCUAGUUGGCAUCGGAGGACCGGGCAUUAAUUUACUCAACCUGUGCUCUUGUCGUGCCUAUGAUGCUUUUCUGUGUGUACGUAGGUACUAUGAUUUUGCCACCGAAGGUUCUCAUUCGUUUUGAGGUUGGCGAUUCGUUUGAAAGCUGGUUAUGUGCAUUGCUUUCACGAGACGAUGUUUAUCUUCGAUGGGUACGCAUCAACUUAUCCCGUGAGGUCAGCCGGUACGUCACCCAAAAAAGGACGGCUUGCCAUUGGAAUACAAGUGUGGAAUUCCUA